UUCGACUCAGCGCCUAUGGUGGAGUUGCGCAAUCCACCCAGCAGCUUCGAGCUGAAUUCAGACCCUCAAGGAACCUCUUCAGAUCCUCCAACGACCCAAUGGAGAUCCACUACUCUCAAUGACACGAUUGACCAAAAUCGACUCUUUCUGGACGACCACACUCUCUUGACAAACCUCAAGCUCCCUCCAAAUACACAAACCAGAAAAAGAAACCUACAGGAGGCCCACUACCCAUUGGCUUCACUUGGCUCGGAUCAUAUCCCACAAUGGUUCCGAGACCAGUUCCCAGACUUUGUUCCCAGCAUUCCACCUCUCUCGGAGCACAAGUAUCCUUUCGGGUUGCAGAACCCCUUCGAGAACAAUGGCACCAUAAUCCACCCCCGACUUGAAGCCGGAUCGAAGCCUCAAGCACCCCUCGUUCAAAGUGGUGCUGUCAAUGGCCUGGUCAAAUUUCGCAUGUUGCAGAAGGAAAGGGACGGUCAGCGAACUGCCCAAUCUCAAUUGCAGCAUCGUAUGGACGAGGCUGAGGAUCGUGCCAGGGCAGAACAUCCGUUUCUACGGCCCCUACCUAAUCUCCCUGCAGACUUUGGUCGCGGCCUGAAACUCGACGCCACAGAUGCAUUUUUGUUCAAAUUCUACACUCUCGCCUUUUGCGGAGGAAGAACACUGCUGCCACAAACGAAUGCCUUUCUCAACGAUGUCACCCCUAUGGCAUCAGCCAACUUGGCUGUCAAAUACGCCAUCUUAUCUCUGGCAGCUUCAUACGUGCUUGAUUAUAGACCGAGUAAACCAUUACAGCUGCGUGCACAGGCUCAUCACAAAAAGGCUGUCUUGUUGCUGGGACAAGAACUCAAUCGGCCCGAAACAUUCGCCCCUGGCCGGGGUGAGGCAGCAAUUGCCGUUCUCAUGCUGUUGUCGCACAAUGACCUUGUCAACUGGGAGCUUGACCGCUGUCGGUCACUUUACCCCAAAUGGUAUACUGGAUAUCAGAUGGCCAAUCUAGUGUUGGCCAAAACCGACCCUGGGUACAAAUAUCAUGAACCACAAAACGUCCAGUACAGUCGGGCUCGACGCUUCAUCGGGACCAAAGCAGCGCUCCAAAUAAUCCUGGCUGAGGUGUUUGGGCCUCUGGAAUUCCCCAAGGCCUGUCCGCACUCUUGGUUGCUGACAGGUGACGAUGACUCUCUGAACAAGAUCGACGGUCUGAUUGGCUUGUCACCCAAGCUUUUACAUCUUUAUGCUCAGGUCACCCACCUGGCAUCUCGACUAUACCGCAACCCUAAUAGCGUUGUCAUCGCUCGAGCCGCCAGACUUCUCUGGCCUCGAAUUCACCUCCAUCGCCAGAAGUCGGAUCUCUCCGAAGGCCCUGAAGACCUUACCUCCUUGUUGGCGGCUUGUGCUAUUAGUUCCGACCUGGACCCUCACACCGGAAAGAUCAACUCUCGCACGACGGUGGUGGAACUGACGGCCGAGUCUUAUACCUCGGCCGCCGAGCUUUACUUUCUGUGUCGACUGCUUCGAUAUCCGAGAUCUCAUCCACUGGUCCGGAAGACUCUUUCACAGCUUCUCGAAUGCAUCUCGUAUCAACCGACUGAUGGAAUUCUCUUCACUGCUCAGGCCCCACUCUUUCCAGUUUUCGUGGCAGGUGCCGUGUCUUUGACAGAACAUGACAGGAAGAUCGUGAAUUCCUGGUUCGAUGGGGUUAACAUGAGUUCAAGGGGAAACAUUCCACCGAAUCGGCGGGCGAUGACUGCCGUGUGGGAGUGGCUGGACAACGACCUAACUCCAUCCGAGGCACCGCAUGCAUACGACGAAUGGACAGACACCCAAGACAUUGUCCAAGAAGGAUUUGGUCAGAGACGGGCUUGGUGGGAAGAGAUGGUCCAAAUGUUGGAGCAGACAGAGGGACGCAUGAGUCUCGGCUGAACCGUAUCUGGGUCUUCGCGGCUGGAUCUAAUCUUCAGGAUACUCGUCGGUCACAUUGCUCACGAACGUCCCGGACUCGUAGUCGAAGCGCUUGAACCACUUGCCAAUCUCGAUUGGAAAUUCUUCAAUCAUGUCGUUGGUGAUCUCUUCUGGUUUCAACAAGACGAUAUUCUCCUCGGCCACAUAUCUGGUUGACUCGUCCUCAACCAGGACGUUGUAAAACGGCUGAUGGCGCCCUUGAGGCAGGCUGUCAACAUGGUUGACUGUAAUCCACUGCUCCUGCAUGCGACAGUAUGGAUCCCAACCGUAGAUGACGGCCAGGUACGACCGGCGGCGGUGGCGGAAGACCUGGCCGACGCUGAAUUUGACCACAUCGUUACGUGGGUCGGAACGAUACUUUGGCACCUUGGACUCGUGAUCUGCAUCUUUGAGCUGAUGAAUCAGAUUACGAUAGGCGCGGGCAUCGGGAAGACUCGCGGUCAAAGGAAGGAUACGGGUUUCGAAAAUGUGGAUGUCGAGAUCGAAAAACUCGAG
Exophiala mesophila is the source of this 2460-nucleotide messenger RNA. RefSeq lists its product as uncharacterized. Bases 16 to 1926 code for a protein of 636 amino acids. Gene Ontology annotation, cellular component: nucleus. Gene Ontology annotation, biological process: positive regulation of transcription by RNA polymerase II. Lineage: Eukaryota; Fungi; Ascomycota; Eurotiomycetes; Chaetothyriales; Herpotrichiellaceae. The transcript has 3 exons. The record is from RefSeq and is a predicted model, not a curated record. Gene Ontology annotation, molecular function: transcription cis-regulatory region binding; DNA-binding transcription factor activity.